Molecule: messenger RNA, 615 nt
Organism: Wickerhamiella sorbophila
Lineage: Eukaryota; Fungi; Ascomycota; Dipodascomycetes; Dipodascales; Trichomonascaceae
Exons: 1
Coding region: 1-615 (204 amino acids)
Source: RefSeq, a predicted model, not a curated record
AUGCUCCGGUUUACAAGAGCCAAUUGGUACCGUUUUGGUUCGGCUAAGCGGCCAUUCACUCGAUUUUACGCUACUGAGCCCGAGAAGAACGAGCGGCUAGCGAAUCUAGGAUCGACAAUCCAGGUUCUCCAGGACAAUAUUCCGCUUUUGUUGACCAAGAACCUGCCCUACGAAAUCAUCCACCCGGACAUUUGCUUUUGCUUGUUCCCCGAAACUCACGGGAUUCAAGCCGCGGGCUUCAAAACAUACAACACCAUGGUCAAGUUGCUGCAGCUUGCGACCCGAUCUUUGCUACUCCCAAACCGGUCGCAAUUGAUGAUCCUAGCAAUGUAUAUGAACAAAGACGAUAAAGACCCGCAGCUGCAAGUGAAUUGGCGGUCGAUUUCACCCGAUAGAGCAACCCCGCAGCCAAUUGACCCGUUCUCCAACCCGUUGUCCAUUUUCCAACCCGGUCAGAUUAUCAAGUCGCUGGGCAUGAUGCCCGACGAAUAUCCUAUCAUUGCCGGCUCGUUUGAGUUCAGAUUCGACCGCGACUGUGACAAAAUCGUGUACCACUGUAUCAGAGAUGUCGAGUAUCUCCACAGACCAUCUGCCGAGCCGGUAAUCACAAAUUGA